ACUUCUGUCACAUUAACGCUUGUUGGUGCUUUAAGAUAAACAAGUGAAGAAAGAAACAUCAGACCGAUUAUGACGUCAUAGGAGAAACAUCGGGAACAACCUGUAAGCAGGAAGAAGGUGCAUCUCAGCAUACAGAGGAUACAGAUCAAAGAGAGAUAGAUGUGAGGAAGAGGAGGACAAAAUAGAGCAUACAAGAAUACAAAAAUGAGGGAGGAGAAUAAAAGGAGGAAAGAGAACACGAGAAUAAGAGAAUAAAAGGAGCAGAAGAAAUGGAUGUGUGGGGAGUAUAAAGAGGGGGUCUCAAAGGGAGGAAGGCAGGCGGGGUGGGGGCAGACGGUCUGAGAAGGAGGAGGAGGAACAGGAAGAAGAAGAAGAGGAGGAGGAGGAGGAGGAAGGAGCAUCAGCAGCAGGACAAACAGACACACAAACGGACCAUCGGCGGAUCACGGAGCCUCCGCCCGCCCGCCUCUGAGCCGCCACAAGAACCCGGAGCGAUGGCCGCCGAAGACAGCCGAUCCACGGCCUGCACCGGCUCCAGCCUGCUGCAGCCCGUCAGCGAGAUCACCAACCUGCCGCUGGACCAGGUCAACUUUGUGGUGUGUCAGCUCUGCGCCCUGCUGUCGGCCUUCUCCUUUCGUCUCUUCCUCCAUCCCAGUAGAACCAGUCCCGUCAUCAGACACCUGGUGGCCACCUUACUGGGACUCUACUUCGCUCUCUUCUGCUUCGGCUGGUACGCUCUUCAUUUCCUGCUUCAAAGUGGACUCACCUACGGCAUCAUGAUCAUCACUGGAGUGGAGCACAUGCACAAGUACUGCCUCCUGGUGGCCCUAAGCUACCUGAGUCUGUGUCAGAUCACUAGGGUCUACGUCUUCGACUACGGCAUGUACUCUGCCGACUUCACCGGCCCCAUGAUGGUAAUCACGCAGAAGAUAACCAGUCUGGCCUUCGAGAUCCAUGACGGGAUGGCACGCAAAGAGGAAAGCCUGACUCCAGGGCAGAAGAUGUUGGCGAUACGGAGGAUGCCCAGUCUGCUGGAGUAUUUUAGCUACAACUGCAACUUCAUGGGGAUCCUUGCGGGACCUACCAGCUCCUACAACGACUACAUCGCCUUUAUCGAAGGGGACCCCCGUCGCCAUAGAGACCAGGGGGGCGAUAGGAAGUCCAGCGGCAGGCUGAGGAGGAAUGAACCCUCCCCAAACACGGAGGUGGUGCGUAAGGUGGCCUCCUCCUUUUUCUGCCUGCUCGUCUUCCUGUCGGUAUGUAAAGUUUUCCCGGUGGAGCGGAACAUUGACGACGACUUCAUCGCCAACACGCCGUUCUACGCUCAGGUGGUGUACCUGUACCUGUCCAUGCUGACGACCAGGCCCAAGUACUACUUUGUGUGGACGCUGGCUGACGCCAUCAACAACGCUGCCGGCUUCGGCUUCAACGGCUACGACAGCGACGGCUCUCCUCGCUGGGACCUCAUCUCCAACCUGAGGAUCCUCAACAUCGAGUUUGCCACUAGCUUCAAAGUGUUCCUGGACAACUGGAACAUCCAGACAGCUCACUGGCUCAAAAGGGUGUGUUACGAGCGAUGUCCCUACCACCCUACGGCGGCCACCUUCAUCCUGUCAGCCAUGUGGCACGGAGCUUAUCCGGGCUACUACCUCACCUUCCUCACCGGCAUCGUCAUCACGCUGGCUGCUCGAGCGGUCCGACACAACGUUCGACCACACUUCCUGAAGUCGCCCACUCACAAACGGGUCUAUGAUGUCAUCACGUGGGCAGCCACUCAGAUCGCCAUCUGCUACACAGUGGUGCCUUUUGUCCUUCUGUCCGUGGGCCCGUCCAUCAAGUUCUACAGGUCCUGGUAUUUUGGCCUCCACAUUGGUUGCGUACUGCUAGCUUUAGCGCUGCCGGUCAAACCGAGACAUCUCCGCCUCGAAGAGCAGCAGAAAAUCCUUCUACAGGAGCGGGUCCAGCAGCACCAGGAGGCUUUAGACAGCAACUGCAGCCAGAAAGAAAAAGACACAUGAGACGGUGGAACCAUCACGUACAACAUUUUAUUUCCAUAAACUUGUAUAGAGAGAAGAGAAGGUGAACCACAUUAAACAAACCUUCCUCCUGUCCAGGUUCUGAAACAUCAAGGUCACGACCGCAAGUUUAAAAUACCGUAUCAUUUGGAUUCACAGGACGACGCCAAACAAAGUGGGGCCUGGAAAUACGAAGGCGUGGGUUGUGGGAGGCUUGUCGUGGUAUGCAAGGACUCAAAACAGAAGAGUAUAUUUUGGGGGCCAAGGAGCAGGUUCAGGUUGAUGUGCCAUGAUGGAAGAUACGGUGUGUACAUGUGUAUAUUAUAUGUAUCUAUGUACUAGAACUUCCCAGAGGGCAGCUCUCUUGCGGUGACACGGCCCCGAUGCGUUGAGCCGACUCAGCGUUCUCUCUGCUCACAAAGCUGCAGAUGGAUGGAUGAAAGGAUGAUUUAAUGAGCACAUGAAUGAGAAAAGCACGAGCAGCGAGUUGGUGCAUUAAAGAAGUAAACCAAGAAGCUCCACCACAUUCCUUCCAGACCAUCUGACUCAUCGUGCUGUAAUCUAUUGAACCCAACAUCACAGUAUUCAUUGAGUUAUAGUUUGGAGAAAGUGCCAAUGAUUAUUACACUCAGUCGCCUUAGUUGUUUGGUCUUUUACAAGAAAAAGUGCUUCUUAGCCGGAUAAGUGUUAACUUUUUGUUGGCGUGUGAAUGAUGAGGAGGACGUUGUGUUUACAUUUGUAGAUGUCAUGUUUUAUGUCCAGUUGCUAUUUAUGUCAUUUAGAGACGUGUUGUGAUGUAAGAUGUGACAAAGCUUGAAGAAGUAAAGGUCUUACUAAAGUUAGGAAAGGAGCUUGAGCCCACAAACUAAAGCUCUGUCAUGUAAAGUUCAAAUACAGGGUAACAAGUUCAAACAGUUGGGGUGAGCUCCUGGUUCUGACGGUUCUGUUAGCUAAUGGUUUGGUAGCUAAUGGACCCGCUACAAGGCUUAAGGCUAAACUCGACUGAUGUAUCUGGUCCCAAAGAUGGCGCCUGUUCCGUCAGCUGAGGCACAGGGGGUUUAGGCUUCUGGUAUGUAGGCCCCUUAACGUGUGCAGUUGUGUUUCUCUCGUUGCUCAUUGACUUAACAGCAUUAUAACCUUGCAGAUUGUUUUAAUCGCUUGUCUCUGCUUCAAGAAAGUUUUACAAAAUAUCCUAUAAAACCUCCAUGGAUCAAACAUUUAUAAUACAACAGUCAUUAUUGCCUGGUCUGAGGCUUUUACAGACGUCGUGUUAUAAUUGUGUUUUGAGGACACGCUUUGGGCUGCAGGGGAAUAAGGCUUCGGAUUCGUCUCUGAUUAAACACCAAUGGAGUCAACAGCUUGGUUCAGUUGAGCAGCUUCGUGAAAACAACAGUUAGUUUGGCUUAACGGCACUUUAACCAUUUUAUUUAGCUAAAGAAACUGGUUCAUCUGAUCAAGUUGAACGGUUUGCCUCAGGUUAUGAUUUAAUUGGGCUGAAAAACAUGUAACUGUAGAAGAUGAACCGUUCAGCGGAGCUAGGAACCGUUACUCCAUGACUGUUGAUCAAAGAGAAGCAUCCGCCAUGUUGCCAUGGUUCUGAAGACCCAGCUCCUCCAUGUUGUGGUUUUAAUCAGUGUCAGUGGACGAGAGAACUAAAGGCUUUUUGGAUCCACUAUAUUUUUCCCCACCAACUUGUUCAUUGUCAUGUCCCUUUUGCAGAUUUCUUAACGUUCCUGUGAUGUUUAUUUCCCUCAUUUUAAAACCAACGAUGACGACGUUCACAAAGACAAAUGUUCUCACGGCCACGUAUCCGUAUAUGGAAAACUGUCUGUUUGUUUUUUGUAAAUCAUGUGAUUAAACCUUGGAUUUUUUUGACAUCUAACAUUAAGUGUGUGAGGUUUGUGGUGGGAGAUAAGGGCCUACCUGUGAAAGGUAGAUAAGAACCAUCCUACUCUGUGCCCUUUAAACCCUGAUAAGACACUCUAAUAAUCCCUCACAUGAAGAAUGUAAAAGACCAGGCUUCAGGUACCACACAGACGCAUUAAUACAUUUAAUACAUGAUGCCAUCACUCUAAAGAGAGGAAUUGAUCAGAAGAAAACAACUUGUUUUUGUUAAACAAAACUAUACUAAUUUCUCAGAUGAAUGUAAAAGUUUAAAAUCUCUCUUUCUCUUACUCAAUAAUUAACUGAAAAGGAAAGUGUGGUGGGAUGUUUGUCAGUAGAUAAUCUGAUACAUUUCAAGAUACAAUAAAAAACAGACCUCAAUUUCGACACUU
This is a messenger RNA of Pungitius pungitius (ninespine stickleback), 4291 nucleotides long. It is a transcript of the gene mboat2b, whose product is annotated as membrane bound O-acyltransferase domain containing 2b. Gene Ontology annotation, molecular function: acyltransferase activity. Lineage: Eukaryota; Metazoa; Chordata; Actinopteri; Perciformes; Gasterosteidae. Gene Ontology annotation, biological process: lipid modification. The coding region runs from base 495 to 2018 and encodes 507 amino acids. The transcript is spliced from 13 exons. Gene Ontology annotation, cellular component: membrane. The record is from RefSeq and is a predicted model, not a curated record.